AUGACUCAGUCGCAGCCCCCCGGGUUGGAUACCCUCGCUGAGGGCUCGCAAUACGCCCUUGAAAAACUGCAAUUGGCACGUCAGACCGAGCUGCCGUACAGCAAAAGUGCCAGUUCCGACUUGGCUGCAUUCAAACUGCCCGGUCGUCGCGAUUCCAUCUCAGAUGCCAGAACGAAUAUCCGUAAGAACUCGACUUCGGCUUCAGUUCGUCGCCGGAUCAGUCGCGCCUGCGACCAGUGCAAUCAGCUGCGGACCAAAUGCGACGGCCAGACGCCGUGCGCUCACUGUACCGAGUUUGGCCUGUCCUGCGAAUACGCCCGCGAGCGAAAGAAACGUGGGAAAGCAUCGAAAAAGGAUCUCGCCGAGGCUGCGGCGAAAGCUGCUACUAUAACAAACAGGCCCAGUGUAUCGGACUCUAUUCUUGACUCCCCCGCGACGAACAAUUCCCAACAGCUAGAAAGGCCUUCCUUCUCAGAGACUGCCUACGAACCCCCCUCUUACGACUCGGCUCGCCGAUACUCGAAUGCGCGGCCUCCACAACUGCCGGAACCAGCGUCUUCACGAACACACCAUGGCCAGCAUGUGCCAUCCAGCAUUGAGAAUUUGACUAUCAAUAACUACGGACAUGUUCAGGACGUUGAUCGAUCCGUCGUUCAAAUGCCGGACUUGCGAGCCUUGCCGCCUCGCUCUCCAGCCACUUUGAUCCCCGCUGGGUUUAAUGGCUUUCACGACGCGUACAACCUAAUGAACCCGGAGCCGUCGAAUGGGACCAGUCUCAAUGGCUAUCGGUUUGCAAACUCUGGAGAGGAUACAUCCGCUAACAACUUUAUUGGAAUUUCGCCUCCUGCGCAGUCCCCCGGGUGGCUUUCUUUGCCAUCACCCUCUGCGAACUUUCCGCCCCUAAAUAUGCCAACUACCAGCACUUUGAGAUACCCUGUCUUACAGCCACUUAUGCCGCAUAUUGCUUCCAUUAUCCCUCAGUCAUUAGCCUGCGACCUCCUCGAGCUCUACUUCGCGAGUUCGUCUACGUCCCAUUUUUUCCCUCAAUCGCCGUACGUUGUUGGCUAUGUUCUUCGCAAAACGGCUAUAUUACACCCCACUCGACCUCGUGCGUGUACCCCUGCCUUGUUGGCCAGCAUUCUAUGGAUUGCGGCACAAACUAGUGACGCUGCGUUUCUGACUGCUCCCCCAUCUUCGCGGGGGAGAGUCUGCCAGAAGCUGCUGGAGCUCACUGUUGGCUUACUACGGCCCCUCAUCCAUGGUCCAGCUCCUGGCGAGACCUCUCCGAACUAUGCUGCCAACAUGGUGAUCAAUGGCGUUGCGCUGGGCGGCUUCGGAGUAUCCAUGGACCAACUAGGGGCUGAAAGCAGUGCUACCGGUGCAAUUGACGAUGUCGCCACCUACAUUCACCUAGCUACUGUAGUAUCUGCUAGCGAGUACAAAGCUGCCAGUAUCCGCUGGUGGGCAGCAGCCUGGUCGUUGGCGCGCGAGCUGAAACUCGGGCGUGAGCUUCCUCCCACGCCAUCUCAGCCCCGUGGCGAUGAUCGUGAAGGCAAUGCGGACAUGGAGUUUAAGCACUCGAUGGCAAAUGGUGCGCCCAGCUCUGGUGGUCACGUCACUGAAGAUGAACGCGAAGAGCGCAGACGCAUUUGGUGGCUCCUCUAUGUGAUGGACCGCCAUCUAGCGCUGUGCUACAAUCGGCCUUUGACUCUGUUGGAUAGGGAUUGUGAGAGUCUUCUGCAACCAAUGAAUGACGAUAUUUGGCAUUCGGGCGAUUUCGCAAACGCCGGUUAUCGACGAGCCGGACCGAGUUUCGAGUGCACGGGGCACAGCAUGUUUGGAUACUUUUUGCCUUUGAUGACUAUUCUUGGCGAGAUCGUUGAUUUGUAUCACGCUCGAAACCAUCCGCACUUUGGUAUUCAUUUCCAGAACAGCAGUGAGCGCAACAACCAAGUCGCAGAGAUUGUUCGCCAACUAGGCGUUUACGGACAGAGCUUGCAGGAAUUCGAGACUCGUCACGCUGCGUCCCUCGGUCUUGCUAACAACGAAAGCAACAAUGACCCCAAUUUCAAUGCACCAGGGAUAGACCAUGUCAGCCCAUCAGCACGCUCAACAAGCACCGCGGGCGAGUCACUCAUGCAGACGCGAAUGGUAGUCGCAUAUGGCACGCAUAUCAUGCAUGUCCUGCAUAUCCUGCUCGCCGGGAAAUGGGACCCGAUUUCAUUACUCGACGAUAACGACCUGUGGAUUUCCUCGGAAGGCUUCGUGACCGCCAUGGGCCACGCUGUCAGUGCAGCAGAGGCGGCGGGGGAUAUUUUGGAAUAUGAUCCAGAUCUCAGCUUUAUGCCUUUCUUCUUUGGCAUAUAUCUGCUGCAAGGCAGUUUCCUGCUGCUACUCACCGCAGAUAAGCUCCAGGGGGAUGCCAAUCCCAAUGUUGUCAGGGCGUGUGAAACCAUUGUCCGCGCGCAUGAAGCGUGCGUCGUGACCUUGAAUACAGAAUACCAGCGAACUUUCCGCAAAGUAAUGCGCUCGGCGCUUGCUCAAGUCCGCGGCCGAGUCCCCGUGGAUUUUGGCGAGCAGCAGCAACGACGGCGAGAGGUUCUCGCACUGUAUCGCUGGACUGGCGAUGGCAGCGGUCUAGCACUAUGA
Messenger RNA from Talaromyces rugulosus, 2649 nucleotides. RefSeq lists its product as uncharacterized. The transcript has 3 exons. The record is from RefSeq and is a predicted model, not a curated record. The coding region runs from base 1 to 2649 and encodes 882 amino acids. Gene Ontology annotation, molecular function: zinc ion binding; DNA-binding transcription factor activity, RNA polymerase II-specific; DNA binding. NCBI's taxonomy places the organism in Eukaryota, Fungi, Ascomycota, Eurotiomycetes, Eurotiales, Trichocomaceae. Gene Ontology annotation, biological process: DNA-templated transcription; regulation of DNA-templated transcription.